Molecule: messenger RNA, 417 nt
Organism: Fusarium tjaetaba
Lineage: Eukaryota; Fungi; Ascomycota; Sordariomycetes; Hypocreales; Nectriaceae
Exons: 1
Coding region: 1-417 (138 amino acids)
Source: RefSeq, a predicted model, not a curated record
AUGAGCGCUUACACAUCCGAAGAUCUAGCAUCAGCCAUGUCUUCGAAUGUUACACGAAUGCCACCUACGGCAACCUCUGCACAAGAUCGCGCCGCACUCACUACACCAUACAUUCCACCAAGUAACUGUAUACCCAAUUGGGAGCAGACGAGCCUGCUCUGGACUCAGGAUGGCACCUUUACGUAUCCUGUCCUAAUAUCGGCACCUCCAACUUCAUGCUACCCCUCUGGCUGGGGGAGCGGCGAGGCUGACUCUCUAUUCACCUUUAGCCCAGCUGUUUGUCCUUCUGGCUGGGAUUAUUGGGAAAUGUCUCGUUCCGAUAACUCUCCAGAAGUCUCGACAGCAUACUGCUGCGAAAGGUUCCAUCCCCGAGCAUCCUACACCUCCGAGAGCAAAGAGACUAACAGAGCCAUUUAG